CGCUACAUACUAGAUCUUCGCAGUCAGUUCCUUAACUACCUGCUAUCUGAGCGUCAGUCUCUUUAUUAUGCACUCAGGUGUUUACAAUUUAAAACACAGCCAUUGGUCGACCAGUCCUGACGUCAAUCUAAUAAUACUUACUUAGCCACAAUAGAAAAUUUGGACGGUAACACUAUUAUUUGUAAACGGUACCGUACAAGUUUCUUCAGUUGUAGUUAGAACACACGUCGAGGAGGAAGAGUGGAGGCUCGCGUAGCUAUAAGGAAAAAAGAAUAGAACCACGUAGUGGUGACCAGAUUCUCGAACAGUACAAUACGCGUUGACGUGAAGAAAACAAUGUUGGUGUCCGUCAAAGCCCAGUGUUUUACGAGAAUGGAACGUUUAAUAUAAAUUGUCCCAUUGUAUACUUUAUAACAGACAGAUAGUUCUUUUUUGCUAGCUGAAUUGUAGUUUUGGUGUUUGUGGAUUUCAUGACAAUGUGCAAGACCUCAUCGCUGUGCGACAAUCGCCGGUGUGAAAAAGGAUUAAAAACAAAGGUUGAAAGGCUGACCGAAUACGGAAGAUACUUGGGGGGUUCGCAACCUUCAUUGGACGGAAGGAGGCGAGAUUUGGACAGGAUCCAAGAUCUAUUUCCGCACGAUUUUUUGGGACUCCAUGAAAGAGAACCAAUGUCUACAUACAACGUGAAAUCAAAACUGUCCCGUAAGAAAUCACUAGGAGAUAUAACUUCCGUGUCAGGAAACAAUGGUUUGUCGUUAUCAAAUCGAGUGUUCAUGGUGGAAGCCCCAUGUGCCGUGGCCCCCGUUCACGCACCUCUUCAGGCAAAACCCCGACAUCUUUUUCUGUUUUCCGAUUUACUUUUAGUUGCAAAACCUCGUUCUGGUGGCACAUUCAAAUUAAAGGAAAGUGUGAGAGUUUCGGAACUUUGGCUGGCACCAUAUCCUGAAUCAGAGACAGGAUUUCUUCUUGGAUAUCCAGGACCUGCUCGAACUUAUAUCGUGAACUUUUGUACUCAGGCAGCAAGAGAUUCGUGGUGGAGAGAACUACAGCAAGCCUUAGCAGUUCAGUUAAGACUUGAACCCCCCACAACGAAUAUUAAAGUCAUUUAUAGGGACCCCAGAAGUGGUACAGAAUGUUCAAAAACUUUAGGAGUAGGGCCUGAAAUGAAUACAGGAGACAUUGCCAGAUUAGCUUUAGACGACACGAGACAUAAUGAUUCAGACUUCACCCUCUGGACGCGCGAAAGAGACUCCCCACCUUGUCCUUUACUGGGAUGUGAAAGACCCCAUUCCAUACAACUGGCAAGGAUACGACAGUCGGUCUCAGCUGAAGAAGGUUUUGACUUAGCCCACUGUAACAACAACAGAUUACCCUGUGAUAUUGUUUUCGAACUAAAGCCAACGUGCAAGACCAUCCCAAGAAAUCGCACCCCUUUAAAAUUAUUUCGCAAGAACAGUGCUCGAAUAUUUGGAGUACCAUUGACAAGACUUGUUGUAAAUAGCACCCUCCAUCCCGUUUUAAGUACAAUUCUAAGAGGACUCUUCCAACGUGGACCUCACACCCAAGGGAUCUUCAGAAGGUGUGCCUCUGCCAGAGCUCUCAGGGAAUUGAGGGAGAAAAUAGACACACAAGGAGCAGCCAUUUGUGAAGAACUUGCAAAUUCACCACCCCUUCUACUAGGUGCCUUAUUGAAAGAUUUCUUGAGAAGUCUACCAUCCCCAUUGCUCAGUGGAAACGUUCACGAAUGGCUCAACGCCACCAGUUCUGGAAAUAUGGAACAUAUUAGAAGACUUUUGAGCCAACUUCCCAGAGAAAAUCAUGUCCUUUUGUCCAACAUAAUCUGCGUCCUUUAUCAAGUCGCCAAAAGGGCAAGGUACAAUCUGAUGUCGGCCACAAAUUUGGGUGUUUGUUUCGGUCCAAGUUUAUUAUGGGAGUCGUCCCAAAAUGCACCAAUGAGAACCCUUCCAACGCUGGUGGAAUUGUUGAUAAACAAGUGUCAGGUCCUUUUUGGGGCCCAAGUUGUUUCCUUGUUGGGAGAACCGGCCAGUGACAGUGGAGCUGAAGAGUCAGAUAGUCUGCAUUCUCUAGGCCUUUCGUUAGACAGUGUAGAGCUUAGCAAAGACCAGAAGUCUCUUAGUCGUGAUUCUGGCUUGACAUUGUCAGAAGACGACAGAGACAGUCCUGGUCUAAACUACAACAACGUGAACAAUUUCCACAGAUCCGAUUGGACGAGGCAACCGGCUCGAAUAAGGGCCUUAGAUAGUACUUGGAUAGAGGAAGAUGAAGCAUUUUGUGCUUCAAACGAGAGCCUCUGCAUGCCACCGGUGCCUCCCAGAAGACCUCCGCCGUUAAGACAUUUACCCCCAGUCCAUCUACCUCCCAUUUACAGACCCCCACCGCCUCCACCCCCGACCUACGCCACUGCUCGACUUUUAUUAGUCACGGACUCCGAAAGCGAAAGUUACGUAUGAUUUCAUUAAUUAUCACUUUUUUUUUGUAAUUACAUAGGUACAUAUACAGGGUGUCCCAAGCAAGCAGUUAUUGAAGAAAAAAGCGUGCUUGGGACACCUUGUAUAUAAAUCAUAAAGUUCAUGCCAUUUUUUUAAUAAUCGUUGUAUAUUUUUUUUAUCGAUUUCUAAGAAAUGAACACGUAUUAAUUAAUUUCCGAAAUUCGGAAGGCUUUCUGAGAAUGUACAAAGUUUUUUUUAAUUAUAAUUACUAUUAUUAAGUGAGACAAGUUAUAUUUGUUUUUUGAUAUUGCAAAAUAUAUAUAAGAUUUUGUAUGUAUAAUAGGGCCAUAUUAGUGUAAAUUUUUGCAAUCUUUUUGCAAGUUCUGCGUUAAUAUGUAGGUUUUCUAUUUUUUUAUAAUAUUCGUAGCGUAUAAGUACUUUUUUUGUACAAUGCAGACAUUAAAAGAAACAAUUCAGAGACGAAGAAGAUUUAAUAAACUCAUAAAUUCUU
This is a messenger RNA of Agrilus planipennis (emerald ash borer), 2961 nucleotides long. Its product is annotated as rho GTPase-activating protein 20-like. NCBI's taxonomy places the organism in Eukaryota, Metazoa, Arthropoda, Insecta, Coleoptera, Buprestidae. Gene Ontology annotation, molecular function: GTPase activator activity. The record is from RefSeq and is a predicted model, not a curated record. The transcript is spliced from 10 exons. Gene Ontology annotation, biological process: signal transduction. The coding region runs from base 471 to 2471 and encodes 666 amino acids.